AUGUCUGACAGCGAUCAAGUUGCAGGCAAGCGCAAGCGUGCGAGAACUCAAUCUUGCCCCCCACCUGAGUUGCCUCAGCUUGUUGCGGAGCAACAUGUCCCCAUUCCCUCCCAUGACAAGGACACCCAGCGCUUGAUUGUCAUUCUCUCCAAUGCUAGUCUGGAAACAUACCGCGCUUCUAGUGGUCGUGCUGGCGCUAAGGAUGAGAAGUACUCGCUGCUGAACAGUGAUGAGCAUAUUGGUAUCAUGCGCAAAAUGAACCGAGACAUCAGUGAAGCUCGACCGGAUAUCACUCACCAGUGUCUGCUUACCCUCUUGGAUUCCCCCGUCAACAAGGCCGGUCGCCUUCAAAUCUUCAUUCACACCGCCAAGGGCGUCUUGAUCGAAGUCAAUCCCUCCGUGCGCAUUCCUCGAACUUUCAAGCGUUUUGCUGGUUUGAUGGUUCAGCUGCUCCACCGACUCUCUAUCCGCUCCACCAACUCCCAAGAGAAGCUGUUGAAGGUGAUCAAGAACCCCAUCACUGAUCACCUGCCUCCCAACUGUCGCAAGGUGACCAUGAGUUUCGAUGCUCCUGUGGUGCGCACUAAGGACUACGUGGAAUCGCUGGGACCCAAGGAGAGCAUUGCUAUCUUUGUCGGUGCCAUGGCCAAGGGUCACGAUGACUUUGCCGACACUUUCAAGGAUGACACCAUCAGUAUUAGUAACUACAGUCUCUCCGCCAGUGUAGCCUGUAGUAAGUUCUGUCAUGCCGCUGAGGAGGUGUGGGACAUCCUUUGA
Penicillium angulare is the source of this 777-nucleotide messenger RNA. Its product is annotated as 18S rRNA pseudouridine methyltransferase. The transcript is spliced from 3 exons. NCBI's taxonomy places the organism in Eukaryota, Fungi, Ascomycota, Eurotiomycetes, Eurotiales, Aspergillaceae. Gene Ontology annotation, biological process: rRNA base methylation. The coding region runs from base 1 to 777 and encodes 258 amino acids. Gene Ontology annotation, molecular function: rRNA binding; rRNA (pseudouridine) methyltransferase activity. Gene Ontology annotation, cellular component: small-subunit processome; nucleolus. The record is from RefSeq and is a predicted model, not a curated record.